AUGUUUAAUCUUUUAGAAAAUAUUUUAUUUAUCUUAUUUAUCUUAUUAACUGUAGCUUAUUUAACUGUAGCUGAACGUAAGACAAUAGGAUAUAUGCAACGUCGUUUAGGACCUAAUGCUGUUGGUUAUUAUGGUUUAUUAAUGGCUAUUGCUGAUGCUGUUAAACUUCUUAUUAAAGAAUCAGUAACACCAUCACGUGCUAGUGGUGAAUUUGAAAUUGGACCUGAAAUUACAUUAACAAGUGCUUUAUUAUUACUUGAUUCUAAAUUCUCUUUAUUAGGUUCUAUUAGAGCUACAGCUCAAUUAAUUAGUUAUGAAUUAGUAUUAACAACUUUAGUUUUAAUUGUUGUAUUACUUACAGGUUCAUUAGAUUUAACUGUAGUAGUUGAAGCUCAACUAUUCUUUAUUGCAUCAGUAGCUGAAACUAAUCGUCCACCAUUUGAUUUAACAGAAUGUGAGUCAGAAUUAGUUAGUGGUCAUAUAACAGAAUUAAGUGCUUCAUCAUUUGUAUUCUUCUUCUUAGCUGAAUAUAUGUCUAUUGUAUACAUGUGUGUAUUAUGUAGUUUAUUAUAUUUAGGUGGUUAUUUAUUCCCUAUUAGUAUGCCUGAUUUAUUCCCUAUUGAAAUAAUGUUUGAUUCAUUAUCUUUAGGUUUUAAAUCAUGUUUAUUAAUGUAUAGUUUUGUAUGA
Molecule: messenger RNA, 687 nt
Organism: Babjeviella inositovora NRRL Y-12698
Lineage: Eukaryota; Fungi; Ascomycota; Pichiomycetes; Serinales
Product: complex I subunit 1 family protein
Exons: 4
Coding region: 1-687 (228 amino acids)
Biological process (GO): aerobic respiration
Cellular component (GO): membrane
Molecular function (GO): NADH dehydrogenase activity
Source: RefSeq, a predicted model, not a curated record